Messenger RNA from Corticium candelabrum, 1086 nucleotides. Its product is annotated as 52 kDa repressor of the inhibitor of the protein kinase-like. NCBI's taxonomy places the organism in Eukaryota, Metazoa, Porifera, Homoscleromorpha, Homosclerophorida, Plakinidae. Gene Ontology annotation, molecular function: protein dimerization activity. The transcript has a single exon. The coding region runs from base 1 to 1086 and encodes 361 amino acids. The record is from RefSeq and is a predicted model, not a curated record.
AUGAUCAUCAACCACAAUGUGGUCAAUGAAGAGAGGAGGAAACCACUGAUCGAUCUGUGCAAGACGCGAUGGGCUGAGCGGCAUUCGGCUUAUCAGCACUUCUACCAAGGGUACGUAGUUGUGGUUGAAGCUCUAGAGGUGAUAGCUUUCCGCUAUCACUUGGAGAAAUAUGAGGCUACGUAUGCUGACUGGGACUAUGCAAGCCGCAAUGAAGCACAGCAGAUUCUGGCCAUUGUUACUUCCUUUCAGUUUGUUGUUGUGUUUGUGACGAUAUAUCAGUACUUAUCACGCCUUUCGGGCAUUACCGUAAAGCUGCAGAGCAAAGCUGUUGACAUGGUGAAAGCGCAUAACAUGAUAUCUGAAAUUGUGAGGACCUACAACAGCGAGCGCGCAAACGUUGAAAGAAGCUUUUCUCAAAUCUACAAAGUUAGUUCAGACAUGGCAAAAAAGAUUGAAAGUACAAUUGCAAUGCCUCGCAAUGCAGCAAGGCAACAAGGCAACAAAAUCGCAGCACUAUUCCAGCUGCUUCUGUUCAAGAGUAUUUCCAGAGAAAUGUUGCAAUUCCCUUUUCUUGAUCAUAUUAUUAUUAGCAUCAACCGGCAGCUCUCAAAGUCGGCAGUCACAGCCAUUUCCCUACUUGGUCUUGUACCAAGUAUCAUAUGUUCGCAAGAUGUCAACCUGGAGGAGGCGCUGAUCAAGAACAGAGAUGGUCUGCCAUCGCUUGAAUUGAUGGACGCGGAACUCAAGCGCUGGAGGAACAGGUAUAUGGCGAUGCUCCCCGAGAAGAGACCGUACUCACCAGCAAAAGCCAUCAAAGAAUGUGACGCCACUGACUUCCCAAACAUCUCAGUUCUUUUGACCAUCGCUUGUACCAUACCUGUCACCUCGUGUGAAUGUGAGAGAAGCGCCAGUGCUUUACGACGCCUAAACAACUAUAUGCACGCAUCCAUGGGUGAGGACAGAUUGUCUCACCUUGCUUUCCUUCACAUCCACUAUGAUGUACCAAUAGAUCUUGACAACGUAGUCGAUUAUUAUGCUCGCCUUCACCCUCGCAGACUCGAACUUGACUCGGUACUGUUACACUAA